AUGAAGCUGCUCAUUGCCAUUUGUCUUGUCGUUGCUUUUGCUUCCGGCCAUGAGCCCCGUGUGAGAGGGCAGUAUGACCCCCCCAUGAUUGUGGUCGGCGUUCAGAUGGCUCCGCUCAAUCCAGCCAUUACCUGCUGGAAUACUCUCAACUGCUCGAUCGGACAAAUCGAGUCAAUGAAGAUCAGAGACCGUAUAGAAUUCGUGCAGUUCAUGGCGAGGUCGAAAUUGAGAUUUCUUGAAUCUUCCAACCAAUUCCGCGCCGUUGAAGGGACGAUGGAUUUCUUUGUUCGAAAAAGCAUAGCAAACCGGGGGACUUGGAUGUCUUACAUCAACGCCGCUGUUGUUGAAGCCAUCCAGCGGGGUGCAGCGAUCGCGUUGGGUGAAUCCGACAAUACAGGCGGCAACCCGGCCACGUUAAAGUGGGCAGAUUAUUUUGAUCAGCGUAAAUUGGGAAGAUUGAUGAAUCGUGAUGCACACGACCGUGCAUGGGCCGUCGCGGAACAAACGGCCGUGGAGUAUGGUAUUCGACUUGCAAACUCCAAGCCGGAUAUCGAGACACCAACUACGAGGGAGAGACGAUGGCAGCAGUUCACAAAAAUUUAUCGGAUGGUGAUGCAAUACCGUCGGACUCUCCUCUGGCUCAUUAAAAUGGCUUUCAAUUUUACUAGUCCGGGCUUACCAAUGGCUUCGGAAGCUUUCUUAGACUGGUUCACAGAUGUUACGGAUGCGACGUCAACCGGAUUCCUGGCAGAGAUUGCUUGGACGCUGUGCGCAUUAGGUCUAUCUUGGGAUGGUGAGGACCCUAUUAAGGAUUUGGAGGUCAUACUCGGAAUGGUCACCGAGUUCUGGGAAGCGUUUCAAACAAGCAGGCAUCUUGAUAAUUGA
This is a messenger RNA of Coccidioides immitis RS, 885 nucleotides long. RefSeq lists its product as uncharacterized. NCBI's taxonomy places the organism in Eukaryota, Fungi, Ascomycota, Eurotiomycetes, Onygenales, Onygenaceae. The coding region runs from base 1 to 885 and encodes 294 amino acids. The transcript is spliced from 3 exons. The record is from RefSeq and is a predicted model, not a curated record.